CAGAUUUGAUCUAACUGGGACGUCAAAACUAAAUAUUUUACUGUACAAUACAGCAAGGCCCACCGACGCCUCGAAAAUAAGUGUCAAUUUCAGGCGCGUUACGUUUAGUAUGGCGUUUUUAUUAUCACACGUCCUUCAUCGUUAGCCCUGGAAAACAAUGCUCGUCACGGGCGCGAGUCACUUUGAAUCGCGACGUUAGCCACUUGUAGCAUUAGCAAGGUGUCAAAUGCAGACGCGUUAGCCAUCCGUUGGAUUUAAUACGAGCGCUCGCAUUUCAGUUUGUUUUUGUGUUGGGGGGGUUUACUAAGAUUAUGGUUAUGUUACUCGAUUAAUUAUAAUAACGUGGUAGUUGUCUGACAUACAGUAACCGGCGUCGCCCGGUGUUUUUAUUUCUCUCGGCUUCUUGCCCUAAUUAAAACUCUGGCGUUAGCUUAGCUUCAACCGUCAGUCAGUCAGCAAACUGGACAAAACGUUGGAUUUAGUCGGCUUUAAGUCGAGCUCGGCGGGCUCGCUGACCCCUCAGAAGAAAAUGAAGAAGAGGAAGGAGCUGAACGCCCUCAUCGGACUCGGGGACAGUAAGAGAAAGAAGACGAAGAAGGGCUCCGGUCACCGGCUCCUUCGAACCGAGCCUCCGGAUUCGGAGUCUGAUUUUAGUUCGGGGGACGACGAGUUCAAUGGAAUGAGCAGCGGAGCGAGCUUCAGCAAGCGAAGUUACAGUCAAUGCUGCUCUGUGUGCUACCCUUUGUUUCUCUUCAUCAUUCUCGCCGCUUGCGUCAUGGCCUGCGCUGGACUCAUAUGGAUGCAGAUUGCCUUGAAGGAAGAUCUGGACUUAAUGAAAGAAAAACUGCACAACAUGGAAUCCACCCAAAAGGCAUCUUCAAGUGAAAUAGCAAAAUUAAGUGAGGAACUCAAAAACAAGGAAAGGAAGCUUGAUGACAUUGAGAAUGGCGACAAAGGGUUGAGCAAACUGUGGUUCAACCUUACAGACAUCAAUAGAAAGAUCACCUCGCUGGACUCUGCUGUAACCCACUUAAAGGCCAAUUUAAAAUCGGCCUCUGAUUUAAUCAGCCUGCCCACUACAGUGGAAGAACUUCAAAAGAGUGUGGCCACGAUCGGCAGCACGCUAACAAGCGUUCAACACGACGUGACAACGAUGCAGUCCGCGCUCGAAACUCGGAAGAAUUCAGCCGACGGGAUGAAAGUGACAAUGGACAUAAGUGAACUGAAGAAAGUGGUGAGCGAGGCCAACCAGACGGAGGCCAAACACCACACAUGGAGCGACGAGCAGAUCCACGUGCUCCUGUCUACUGUCGCUGAGCUCCGGCGUAGAGUGUCAGCGUUGGAGAGCGGCCCCAAACAAAACAUGAGCUUUGAGUUGAAAGACGGCGACUUUCAGCUCUCUAACAGCAGCAGGCCUCAAACGACUGAGAAGAUUCCCGAGACCCAAACGUCGUUACCAGACGACUCCACGCUAAGUCCUGACGCACAGGCAAGCAGACAGCCACGCUUCCUCCCCCCGAAUCGCUCCAAGAGAAAUAGCGACGUCAAAUGCCAAAAGAGGCGCUUGCUCCCUGGAGUCACCUUGAAAGGCCUGACAGAAAUGUUAGCAGAUGCCAGUGGCAAUGCGUCGGGCCUGACGUACGAAGAGCUGUGGAGCAAACUGGGGCCGUCGACUCCCAAGGCUCGUGCGCUCAGGUGCUUCGACAGCAACGGCGACCAGCGGUACUCCCCGACGGAGCUGCGAGCCGCUUUUGGGCUGUGAGCGAGUGACCCACGCACGGCCGCCGACACUAUUGAAGGAAGCCCGGCAGGGUUCUGGUGGACGCUCGAUGGAAUUACUGCACUUUUUUUGCGUGCAAACCGAUUGUCACCUUCCAUUUACGACCUCGGCUCCUGACCCAAAACUUGCGCUCAUCUACAGAAUGUUCACUCAAGUCUUCACUGACAACACCACAUUGAGGUUUUUGCUGCAUAAAUGUCCCACACCUCCCUUCACGCUUCCAACCGGUACAAACAAGCGUGAAAUGUAUUUAUAAACUUUUUAAUGACUGUUUACAAACUUGACUACUAGAAGAAGAUCCUUCCAUCCUGUCCCCGUUUUUAGCCAUUUAAUUGAAUAGUAUAUUUAAUGUAUUCAAAUCACUUAAGCAUAUUGGGGUUUUUUUUCCCAUCUUUAUUUUAACUCAAGAUUUGAAGGGCUAUGUUCACCUGGAAACACUAAUUGAUGUAGCAAUAAUGAGGCAUAGCAUGCAGUCGAGCAGGGGUGGGCAACCUGCAGCACGUGGGCCAACAACAGAUUAGCCAGGAAUGCUCAGAAGAAACUAUUCUUUCAUCAUUGUAUCGGAAUUUAUUAAGGAUGGCCCACAGAUGACUUGAUUAAAUAGGAGGAAGGUGUCCCACCCUUUAUUUAGAUGCACCAUAUGUAACAGGUAGUACAAGCACUGGGAAGAAAAAAAAAAACUCAUUUUAGGGGCAGUCUAAUGUAUUUAUGGAAUUGUUCCUAAAAUGGCCAUUCUGUUAAAAAAAA
Syngnathus acus (greater pipefish) is the source of this 2527-nucleotide messenger RNA. It is a transcript of the gene efcab14, whose product is annotated as EF-hand calcium binding domain 14. The record is from RefSeq and is a predicted model, not a curated record. Lineage: Eukaryota; Metazoa; Chordata; Actinopteri; Syngnathiformes; Syngnathidae. The coding region runs from base 530 to 1762 and encodes 410 amino acids. The transcript is spliced from 9 exons.